AUGCCAGAAGCCUUCCCUAGCUUCAAUUCCCAGCGCCAUGAAAGGCGCCCCGGCUCCCCGCCCCCCGCCCCCUCGCUCCGCACGGCUCUGCGCCGGAGCGCUGCCCCUCCACAGCCUGGGAGCUGCUGCACGGUGAGGACAAGGCGGACCCCUCCGCCCCGCACCCCAGGCCCAUUACCGGCCCCGCCGCGGCCGCCUCUCCCGUCACGGUCUCCGCCGCCCCCGCUGCCGCCUCAGCCCAGGUGCAAGGAGGGUGUGUGGGCCGGCGGGCCGGCCGGCCGGCAGGCGGCGGGGGACGGGCGGCUCUGCACUCGGGUACCCCGGGCAGCAAAGCCCAGAACCGCCCCGGCUCCGGCUAACAAUAGGCUCCGGCUGCAGCGCUCUGCCUCUUAUAGGCGCCGGCGCGUCGCGGCUGGGGCCCGGGGCAGCCUGGGAAAUGUAGUCUACACUCGGCCCACGCCCAAUGGCAUGCCGGGAGUCGGAGGCAGCCAGUGCCGCAAAGCCCUAGCAUGCCCGGGAACCAGCUGCAAAGGGAGCUUUCACAGGGGACCCCUGAGCAUCUACAGCGGACCUCUGGAGAAAGAGAGAGACCUCAGGGCAGCUGCAGCAUUUUGGAAGCGGAAGGCUGCCGACCUUCGGCUACACGUCGGCACUAACUAA
Molecule: messenger RNA, 660 nt
Organism: Phodopus roborovskii (desert hamster)
Lineage: Eukaryota; Metazoa; Chordata; Mammalia; Rodentia; Cricetidae
Product: protein enabled homolog
Exons: 3
Coding region: 1-660 (219 amino acids)
Source: RefSeq, a predicted model, not a curated record